CGUUAUCGUACAGUGUCAGCCUGCAGUCGGUAUGACAGGGUGUACCAGGAAAAUGAUAGGGGGUCCUAGGACCCUCGGAAACGUGCUACCAAAAUUUGACAUUGAUUAUUAAUUCUACCCGCAUUCUCCGCCCGUGGAAAUACAUUGCAUGCACAGUCUUAUAUUUUGAAAUCGAAAAGCUGCUGCGAACGGACGCCAUUUUCAGUGCAAGCAUCGGCCACGUCCUAACUUGUUGGCAGGAGAUUCAGAUUCGUUGAUGUGUUUCCAUUCUCGAGGAUUUUGUUGAAUCUGCUACACUUGAAAAACCAAUUGUACAGUGAAACAUGCCACUCAGGUUAGAUAUCAAGCGGAAGCUCACUGCUCGUUCGGAUAGAGUGAAGAGCAUUGAUCUUCACCCGACAGAACCAUGGAUGCUAUGUUCGUUAUACCAGGGAAACGUUAAUAUUUGGAACCAUGAAAAUCAGACAUUGGUUAAAACUUUUGAAGUAUGCGACGUGCCAGUCAGAACAGCCAAGUUUGUGCCUAGGAAAAAUUGGGUUGUCACUGGAUCGGAUGACAUGCAAAUCAGAGUUUUCAACUACAAUACUCUGGAACAAAUGCAUUCCUUUGAAGCGCACAGCGACUAUGUCAGGUGCAUAGCAGUGCAUCCAACGCAACCAUUUAUUUUAACCAGUAGUGACGACAUGUUAAUCAAAUUAUGGAACUGGGAAAAGGCUUGGAUAGCACAACAAGUUUUCGAGGGACACACCCACUAUGUAAUGCAAAUCGUUUUCAAUCCAAAGGAUAACAAUACAUUUGCCAGUGCUUCUUUAGAUAGAACAGUAAAAGUAUGGCAGCUGGGGUCUUCCACUGCCAAUUUUACCCUAGAAGGUCACGAAAAGGGUAUUAAUUGUGUAGACUAUUACCAUGGAGGUGAUAAACCGUACUUAAUAUCAGGAGCCGAUGACAAAUAUGUUAAAAUCUGGGACUAUCAGAACAAGACCUGUGUACAGACCUUAGAAGGACACACGCAAAACAUUUCAGCCGUUUGCUUCCAUCCUGAACUGCCCAUUAUUCUUACUGGUUCAGAGGAUGGGACAGUUAGAAUAUGGCACGCAGGAACAUACAGAUUAGAAUCUUCCUUGAACUACGGCUUCGAACGGGUAUGGACAAUAGCUUGUAUGCGAGGCUCCAACAACGUGGCAAUUGGUUACGACGAAGGUAGCAUUAUGGUAAAAGUUGGUAGAGAAGAGCCAGCUGUCUCCAUGGACUCGUUGGGCGGUAAAAUCGUCUGGGCCAAACAUAGUGAAAUACAGCAAGUAAAUCUCAAGGCCUUAGGCGAGGAAGCGCAGGAUGGCGAACGGUUGCCAUUGGCAGUGAAGGAUAUGGGUGCUUGUGAGAUUUAUCCACAAACCAUCCAACACAAUCCUAAUGGGAGAUUCCUGGUGGUGUGUGGAGAUGGAGAAUACAUUAUUUACACAUCUAUGGUACUAAGAAAUAAAGCUUUCGGUCAGGCAUCAGAGUUCGUAUGGGCAGCUGAUUCCAGUCAGUACGCUGUAAGGGGAAGCAACACUGUUGUCAAGGUUUUCAAGAACUUCAAGGAGAAGAAAGUCUUUAAACCUGACUUCGGAGCUGAAGGUAUUUUCGGUGGAUUUUUGUUGGGAGUAUCAUCCGGAUCAGGCCUAUCCUUCUUCGACUGGGACACAGUUAAACUAAUUCGCCGCAUAGACAUCCAGCCAACGCACGUCUACUGGGCAGAGAAUGCUUCGCUGGUGGCACUGGCCACGUCCGAUCAAUACUUCAUACUGAAGUACCACGCGGAUGUUGUUGCAAACGCACCAGAAAAUUCAGAGGACAUUGAAGACGCAUUCGAGAUGGUCGCUGAGAUGAGCGAAGUGGUGAAGACCGGUCUCUGGGUCGGCGACUGUUUCAUCUACACGAACAGCGUGAACCGGGUGAAUUACUUCGUCGGUGGAGAAGUGGUGACCGUCUCGCACUUGGACAGACCAAUGUAUCUACUCGGCUACGUACCCAAGGACAACAGGCUAUACUUGUGCGACAAAGAGCUUUCCGUUGUCUCCUAUUCCCUGCUGCUGUCCGUGCUGGAGUAUCAGACGGCCGUCAUGCGGAAGGACUUCGAAACCGCGGACAGAGUGCUUCCCACAGUCCCAAAGGAGCACCGGACCAGGGUCGCGCACUUCUUGGAGAAACAGGGUUUCAAAGAGCAGGCGUUAGCCGUCUCCACAGACCCAGAGCACAGAUUCGAAUUGGCCCUGGCGUUAGGGGACCUCACCACAGCCCACACGCUUGCCAAGGAAGCCAACAGCCAGCAGAAAUGGCGGCAAUUGGCAUCUCUGGCGACACAGAAGGGCAAACUGUGCUUAGCACAGGAGUGUCUGCACCAAGCGCAAGACUUUGGCGGACUGUUGUUGCUCGCGACCAGCACCGGGAAUGCGGACAUGAUCCGGAAACUCGGCACUGACGCCUGCGACAUGGGGAAGAACAACAUCUCCUUCCUGUCGUACUUCAUCUUGGGAGAUCUGGACAAGUGUUUGGACAUCCUCAUCAACACGGACAGGAUCCCCGAGGCUGCGUUCUUCGCGAGGACGUAUAUGCCUAGUAAAAUAUCAUCCAUCGUCAAGCUGUGGAAGGAGAAGCUGUCAGCAGUCAGCGAGAAAGCUGGACAAAGUCUGGCUGAUCCGGAACAGUAUGAAAACCUGUUUCCCGGGUACAGUGAGGCGCUGAAGGUGGAACAGUUUCUGAAGGAAGAGAGUAAAACGAAAAUCCCGGCGUCUGCUUUCCCUAUGGUGCAGUCCAACGUGGAACGGACACCCCUGGAGGAAAUGCUGGCGGCGGAACAGACGAAUCGAUUCACUUAUAAGGCUGGCACCGGAAGUACCAGUGAACCGGACGUGCCCUCUACCGAGGUUCUGACGGACAGGUUACUGGACCUGGAUAUCGGUACCUCAACGCCGGCGCCCUCCGAGAAGCAGCCGACUGUCCCCGAAAAGACGAGGACUACUAGCAGUUCGAGGCCACUAACGGUGGACGAGGAUGAUCUAGACCUUGAUCUCGAAAUCGAUGAUACCAUCGACACGACUGGUGUGAGCCUCGACGACGUUCUUCUCGAGGAAGAUUAGCCGUUCGAUUGGGUGGCGAGCAGGGUGCGCGUCGCACGCGCGAUUUCCAUUCUCCUUCCGUCAGUCAUUCCCCGCGGGCCGACCAGAGGCGUUUAGAGAAACCAAGUAUUACAGUUGGAGGACAGUUUUGUGCGCGAGUGUUUUUAUCAACGCAUCCAAUUCAGAAUAUAACGCAGUCUGUACACGUGGAGUUUGUCCCCGUGUGCUAGAGAUUAAAUAUAUUGUUAAUAUAACAGAAUUUGUUGCGAAACCUUUUAAUCACUCUCAUUUCCUUUCACAGUCUGAUCCCUCGGACGGCGUCUGUUCGCAUGAGAAACCCCCGUGAGGAUUGAACAUGUUGUUAGGAUAAGAAAUGCAAAACGGUACCGUUCACAAUUGUAAUCACAAUUCCUGUCACAGCCACAUCCCAUACCCAGAAGACGUCUCUGCGCGAUAGAUACCAUGAGUCCGCUCGACUAGGAACAUAAGAGAGGAUUAGAUCAGCUUAUUAUCUGAUUUAUAAUUGAGUAUUAAGUAUAGUUGUACGUAUACCGUCUCUCGCGAGGGAGAUCCCACAUCGAAGCACAUU
This is a messenger RNA of Nomia melanderi (Alkali bee), 3687 nucleotides long. RefSeq names its product coatomer subunit beta' (gene beta'COP). Gene Ontology annotation, cellular component: COPI vesicle coat. Gene Ontology annotation, molecular function: protein binding; structural molecule activity. Gene Ontology annotation, biological process: retrograde vesicle-mediated transport, Golgi to endoplasmic reticulum; intra-Golgi vesicle-mediated transport; intracellular protein transport. Lineage: Eukaryota; Metazoa; Arthropoda; Insecta; Hymenoptera; Halictidae. The record is from RefSeq and is a predicted model, not a curated record.